UUAAUGUUCAUUUAAUAUAUUUGUUUCUUAUGACCUUUGCAUGGGCAAGGUCGUCAGUCUGUAUAAACGAAACUACAAUUUUGUUUUUAUUUUCCAGAACUAAAUAUGAGAAAUCCGAUGAUGAUGCAAGCAUUGCUGGUUCAAACCAUGAACACCAAGUUUCACAAAAUUCUGCCUCCUGUUUUGAGGAUAAUGUUGAAAAUAAUUUGUCUGGAAAACCUGGCUCAGAUGUCAGUGGAAGAAACGUUGACGGCACGGCUGUGCAAGGUCAUCAGAGGAGGGGAAGUUCAUCAGGCAAUAUCAUUUUUCCAGAUGGUUGUGUUCUCCCAAGCAAAGGAGAGGGUGAUAAAUCGCAAAAUCAGCUACAAAACAUGUCGAGUUGCAGUGGAGCUCCUGUUCCACAGGCAUUGGACGAUGCACCUCCUGAAAUUCUGUCUAGAGCUUCUAGAACUUCAGGCAAGUAA
Camellia sinensis is the source of this 464-nucleotide messenger RNA. The record is from RefSeq and is a predicted model, not a curated record. Lineage: Eukaryota; Viridiplantae; Streptophyta; Magnoliopsida; Ericales; Theaceae.